Lytechinus variegatus (green sea urchin) is the source of this 2452-nucleotide messenger RNA. RefSeq names its product alkylglycerol monooxygenase-like. The transcript has 13 exons. Gene Ontology annotation, molecular function: iron ion binding; oxidoreductase activity. Lineage: Eukaryota; Metazoa; Echinodermata; Echinoidea; Temnopleuroida; Toxopneustidae. Gene Ontology annotation, biological process: lipid biosynthetic process. Gene Ontology annotation, cellular component: endoplasmic reticulum. The record is from RefSeq and is a predicted model, not a curated record. Bases 539 to 1882 code for a protein of 447 amino acids.
AGCAAUUCAGAUUGUAUACCAUACGGCAGAGGUAAAAAAUAUAAUCUCCUUGCACUAUGUAAAUCAAAUUGAUUUAUGUGUUAAUACAUACCUGCAACUUACAGGUUUGAUCCACAAUUUCUUAUUUUUAUAUACUAUUCUGAAAGUUUACAAUACAACCAUAUGUUUAUCGAUUUAAUAACUUAAUUACCUUUACCAUUACCGAACUUAUUAUUUUUUAUUCCAGAAGGAAAAGGUGACAUGUAAAGCAAAACUCUUAUGGCUGGCAUAAAAUAAUUCAAUUUACGGGAAUCGUUAAAACAAUUAUUUUUAAGAAGUAGAUUCCUGUAAAACAAAAAGUGUGUGUUUGGGUACCAGACAGAAAUUGGUAGUGGUUAGAAAGGCUUCUGCUCUUGAAAUAUAUAUGCUGGUAUAAAGUCAAGAUUGUGUUAUAUUGGAACAAAAUUUCCAACACGGCAAGUCAUCUUUCCGACCACGCUAACUCGGUAAAUCUCUGUUGAACUAUCAUUAUAUUGUGGAUGAAUUACUGCAAUUUAUCAUGAAUGGUUUCUUCAAAGUGGAUGGCGUUACGGGGAUGCGGCGCAUGUUCUACGCCGUUACACCAAACGAAACUUCGUUUCGAACAUUAGAUGAAGUUCCUGAAUACAUAAUAGAGGCAGCACCGUUUUUCUUCAUUUCUGUUAUCAUUGAAGAGGUCUAUCUGAGAUAUCAUGAUGGUGGAAAAGAUGAUCGAUUUGCAGACAGCAUCACAUCCUUGAUAGCUGGCAUGUUUAUGGUUAUUACAGGGUUAUUUACCAAAGCAAUUGAGCUUGGUAUCUAUGUGUAUGUGUUUGAUAACUUCUGCAUCUAUGAGCUUCAAUGGGAUAGUGUUUGGACAUGGUUAUUCGGCUUUCUUGCCAUCGAUCUUGGAUAUUAUUGGUUUCAUCGCAUGUCACAUGAAGUGAAUAUCUUUUGGGCAUCUCAUCAAGUUCAUCAUAGCUCGGAAGAAUUCAACUUGACCACAGCACUACGACAACCCAUCUUCGAGAAAUGUUACAUUUGGAUAUUUUAUAUUCCAUUGGCGUUCUUUCUUCCACCACCAUCAAUGUUAGUCCAUAGUCAGUUCAAUACCAUUUAUCAAUUCUGGAUACAUACAGAGAUCAUCGAGAACUUGGGACCAUUAGAGUAUAUUCUGAACACACCCAGUCAUCAUCGAGUUCAUCAUGGUCGUAACCGAUACUGCAUCGAUAAGAAUUAUGCGGGCACACUUAUCGUCUGGGAUAGACUGUUUGGAACAUUCGCGGAAGAGGAUGAAAGGGUUGCUUAUGGUUUAGUACAUCCUCUCACCACAUACAAUCCAAUUUCUCUACAGUUUUGUCAUCUUCAGUGGAUGUGGAGUGUGUUUUGGUCUACACCUGGACUGAUGAAUAAGAUCUCAGUUAUCAUCAAAGGACCAGGAUGGGAACCAGGAAAACCUAGGACUGGACUUAUUGAAGAUAUACCAGAUAUCUGUGGACCUGAAUUGAAUAAGUUUAAGACUACCAUCCCAAGAUGGAUGAGAGCUUACAUCUUGUUUCAUUUUGCCAUCAACUUCGUACUAUAUCAGAUGUUUAUAGACCAUCACACGGAAUUAUCUCCAGUACUAGUCUUGGCAGUAAUGUUAUACCAGAUCUACACCUUUACUUGUAUCGGCAUGCUCUGUAAUCUCAAAGCUUGGUGGAAUAUCCUAGCUGAGAUGAUGCGAUGUGCACUUGUCUUUGCCUUGACGACUUUUUUAAUUCAUCAAGAUGGCGAGCUAGUAUACGCCCUUCUCUUCCUACAGAUGAUCUAUGGCCUCUCUAUGGUCUUCUGGUUCGUUCAUAAUAGAUUUCCGAACGAUGGAACUAAAUGUAAAGUUAAGUAGUCCUAAACAAUAGAAAACUAUAGCUUAAUCAUAUGUCUUCUUUUUUAAUAUGUUCUUUCUCAAAUCUAAUGUGGUGUGGUAUGGUUAAAACGGGGAAGGAUAUGCUUCACCAAGCAAGGGGAGGUAAAGAGAUCUAUUGUAAUCACAUAAUAUGUUGUAAAUUGUUGUGUAGACUUUAAUGUAUGUGUUGUUUCUUUAAAGAGGUACUCCAGACUAGAUACAGUAUGAGUUGAACAGAUAUAGUAAAGUCAGACAAAAAGCAUAACACUGAAAAUUUGAUUUCAACCAGACAAAAAAAAUGAUGAAAUCAUGACAUUUUAAAGUAUUGCAUUAUUUUAGUGAAAGUGUUAUAUGCAUGUAUUUACGAAUAAGCAAUGAGUUACCUGAUUUAAUUAUGAAAUAUCCACACUUCAUAUUUUUCAUUUUAUUACAUCAAAUUAUCUUUAUUUGAAUUUUUGCUCCAAGGAUGAAAUAUGGGUUGACAAAUAAUUAAAUGUGUAAGAUAAUCAUAACGUCAACUUAGUGGGAGACAUUUCAUGCACAUUAUGAAAAUACUAAAAAAAUUAUUUU